Messenger RNA from Tachyglossus aculeatus (Australian echidna), 586 nucleotides. RefSeq names its product NADH:ubiquinone oxidoreductase subunit A12 (gene NDUFA12). Gene Ontology annotation, cellular component: membrane. The transcript is spliced from 4 exons. The record is from RefSeq and is a predicted model, not a curated record. NCBI's taxonomy places the organism in Eukaryota, Metazoa, Chordata, Mammalia, Monotremata, Tachyglossidae. Gene Ontology annotation, biological process: response to oxidative stress; mitochondrial respiratory chain complex I assembly. Bases 34 to 471 code for a protein of 145 amino acids.
CCUGUGGUGGCGGCGGCUGUGAGGGGGACAAAGAUGGAGCUGUUGCAGGUGGUGCGGCGGGGGCUGCAGCAGGUCGGCGGCCACGGGGGGCUCCGAGGAUACCUCCGCCAGCUGCUCAGGGUAAAUGAUGUGAGGAUCGGUACAUUAGUGGGUGAAGACAAAUAUGGAAACAAGUACUAUGAAGAUAACAAACAGUUUUUUGGUCGGCACAGAUGGGUUAUUUAUACCACGGAAAUGAACGGAAAGAAUACCUUCUGGGAUGUGGAUGGAAGCAUGGUGCCUCCGGAAUGGCACCGUUGGCUUCACUGCAUGACCGAUGACCCACCUACAACCAAGCCCCCGACGCCUCGUAAAUUCAUCUGGAAGAACCAUAAAUUCAAUGUGAGCGCCACUCCAGAACAGUACGUACCAUAUUCCACCACUCGCAAGAAGAUUCAAGAGUGGGUUCCGCCCUCGACCCCUUACAAGUAAACGCAACUGAAAGCGAAGUCUCACCUUGCCAGAUUGGGGGGGGGGCUUUCGAAAGUGUAUAUUUUACGUUUAAAUUUAACUUGUUUAAAAGUAAAAUCAUUUCAGGAAACUUCAA